Messenger RNA from Adineta ricciae, 540 nucleotides. The record is from the annotation of a GenBank genome assembly. NCBI's taxonomy places the organism in Eukaryota, Metazoa, Rotifera, Eurotatoria, Adinetida, Adinetidae.
AUGACUGAUUUACACGAUGAAGAAAAUGAGAUUGAAGUUUAUCUUUUAUUCAAAGCUCUACAUCAAAAUUCUUAUUUUCCCGAUCGACAUAUCACCCAUCAUAUCUUAUUACUCAAAUCACGACGUGAUAAUGAAUUUUAUUAUACAGAUUUAGACUCGUCUAAUUUUGGAUUUGGAACGAUCAAAAUCAUCUUUGGUCCUUACAAAUUUUAUCCACAGAAAACGAUUUACUAUCAACCACUCGGUAUUUGUCGGAAAAGAACUAUCGAAGAAAUCAAACUAUUCGCCGAACAAAGUAAUCUGAACGGACAAAGGUUUUCCAUGUUCAAACAGAACUGUCAACAUUAUGUUUCAUCAUGUGUCGAAUUUAUGAAACUUGAUAAAAGUGAACUACUAAAUAAUAAUGUAUAUUGGUCAAAAGAUUCGCAAGGUAUCACGUUAAAACCGUUACCGACAACACAAGCGUUGCCGUUAAAGACUCUAACAUGUUUCACGAUUAUGUUUUAUAUUUUCUUGAGAUUUUAUUUGUCACAUUCAUGA